Colossoma macropomum (tambaqui) is the source of this 894-nucleotide messenger RNA. It is a transcript of the gene pth2, whose product is annotated as parathyroid hormone 2. The record is from RefSeq and is a predicted model, not a curated record. Gene Ontology annotation, cellular component: extracellular region. Gene Ontology annotation, biological process: neuropeptide signaling pathway. The coding region runs from base 263 to 739 and encodes 158 amino acids. The transcript has 3 exons. Lineage: Eukaryota; Metazoa; Chordata; Actinopteri; Characiformes; Serrasalmidae.
CGUUCUACAGACAUACUUUGAAACACACCUGAAGGUUAAACUAGCUGUGAAGUUUUAUACCAUUGCAGGUGAUCCAAAAACAUCCAGUCAUUAGAGGGACACAACAGCAACUGGAGCAGAAGCCGUACCUGCCAACGUAUUGCAUGGAAGAACUGCAGACUCCACAGACCAAAGCCUUGGGUUCUUUUCCAACAUCACUCUCUGGAGGCAGCGUGCUGCAGUGAAGCAGCAAAUAUUAUCAAGGACCAGUAACUCUACAAAGAUGGUGGCUCUAACCCUGUCUACUCGUCCCACACUGUUGCUCACUGUUCUAAUGAGUAUAAUCUUGGUGACUUCUGCCUUCCCCCAACCCCACCUUCAACCACUGCCGAGAAACUCCCCUCUGGUUGGUCAAGACGAUUCCAAACAGGAACAAUGGGAGGUCCUCUAUCCUUCCAUCUCACUCCGCGACUGGAGCAUCCAGAUGUUGUCUGCCCCAGACUUUGGUGAAGCCAAGCCCAGGACCGGGCAGCUGAGUGUGAAUGAGUGGAUCCCCCUGAGCCAGUCACAGGUGGAAGAGAACCUGGAGAAGGGAUGGCCAGCUGACUGGCCCCAAAGAACGGGCAACCAGGAAAAGAGAAACAUUGUGGUAGCAGAUGAUGCAGCGUUCAGGGAGAAAAGUAAGCUUCUUACAGCCAUGGAGAGACAGAAAUGGCUGAAUUCCUACAUGCAGAAACUGCUGGUUGUUAACUCGAAAUGAAUGAAUAGUGUGCUCAAGGAUGUACAUUAUGUGUAUAAAUAAUGUUGAAUGUUAGCUGUGUGACAUCUCUGUUGACUGUUGAAAAAAGACCUUUAUAAAAAUGUUGUAAAAGAGAAAAAAUCUUUAUAUUUUAUGGUAAGAUGUUCAUUUGUGGU